Camellia sinensis is the source of this 1154-nucleotide messenger RNA. NCBI's taxonomy places the organism in Eukaryota, Viridiplantae, Streptophyta, Magnoliopsida, Ericales, Theaceae. The record is from RefSeq and is a predicted model, not a curated record.
AUCUUCAUUGUGAAAGCACUCUGUCUUUUGUGCCUUCCUGUGUAUAUAAAUGGAAUUCAAUUCCUAACUCAGAACCGAAACGCAUACAAUUUCCUCUGAAAUUUACUUCUGCUUUCUGAAUUCCACAUUGUGGUUGAAAUGGCAAUGCUGAGAACACUAGUGGGUUUGGCUGUUACGGGCAUGCUCAUCAAUGUAGCCAUGGCAACAAGUUACACUGUUGGAUCUCCCAAUGGUGGCUGGGAUCUAACCACCAACCUGCAAGGAUGGGCAUCGUCACAAUCAUUUUCUGCCGGAGACAGUUUGGUUUUUCAGUACACACCAAACCAUGUUGUGCUUGAAGUUACGAAGGCUGACUAUGACUCCUGCCAGACUAGUAACCCGCUUCAGACGCAUACUGGCACCAACACAGUCAUUGCUCUCCCUUCUCCAGGAAAGAGAUAUUUCAUCUGUGGAACCCCGGGGCAUUGUGCCCAAGGAAUGAAGCUUGAGAUUGACACGCUUGCAACUUCUGCACCACCGCCAACUUCCCCAGCUACCCCUCCACCAACAGCAACUCCUACAAACCCACCACGGGCUUCCCCAGUUUCCAAAAUUACCCCUCCACCAACAGCAACUCCUGCAAGUCCACCGCAUGCUUCACCAAUCACCCCUGUUUCCUCACCACCACCUAAAAGUGUAGCUCACACACCCAUGCAUUCUCCGUUAUCUGCUCCUGCAAUGUCUCCUCCAAUGCUACGCAAAUCACCUGUGAGCAGUCCCACGUCAUCCCCUGCAGUUCCUUUGACAGAAUCUCCUAUAAACUCUCCUUCUCCAAGUGGCUCUACUCCGUCACCUCCCUCAUCAUCAGCUACCAAAGUUAAUACUCUAGUAGGGUCUAUGGGAUUUGGUUUUGCUAUGGUGAUGCUACUGAGUCUUUGAGCUUUCGAUAAAAAAAAAAACAGAAAAGGGGGAAAACAAUCUUGCACGUACAUCCAAUUUUUUGUUCUCUUUUUUUUUUUUUUUUCCUUCUCUGAACCCACUUUGGGAGCAUAAACAAGACAAAUUUCAUUUGUAUUUCACACAUGAUUUUCCACUGUUGACAAAAUAAAUAUUGAUGUUGUUAUUCAUUUACAAAACCAUAAUAUAACAUGUAAUCCUAAUUGGGCAGACAAUAA